AUGAUCCGUCGACUGGAUACGCACACAGAGGAUACGCCGUUGACGAUAGAAGACCUCGUUGCUGAAUGUGAGAACUUCACCGCAUUAAAGAUGGACAACACAGACAUGGAAGGAAGUCAUGAUAUCCAUGUCGUGCAGAAAAAGAAUCACUGGACAGAAGAUACGACAGAAAAAAAAGAAAUUGAUCGACUGGUUGCCGAAGAAGUGAUCUCGCCAGUAGAGCAUUCAGAGUGGGCCACGCCUAUCGUUGUAGUCAAGAAGAAAAAAGCAUAUCUGCAGGUUGAAUUUGAAGAAAAAUCGAGGGAAAUGCUGACGAUUAAUAAGCACAGAGGACUGUAUCGCUACAAUCGUCUACCCUUCGGCGUGAAGUCAGCACCUGGCAUAUUCCAGCAGAUCAUGGAUUCAAUGAUAUGUGGACUGGAAGGCGUUGCUGCCUAUCUGGAUGACAUGAUAGUCACAGGCCGCACACAACAGGAGCAUCGCUCUAACUUGGAAGCGCUAUUCGGAAAGAUCCACGAAUACGGCUUCCGCGACGGACGCCAUCCUGACCCAGAGAAGAUUGAGGUCAUCUGCCAGAUGCCAGUACCGAAGAACGUGGCAGAGGUUCGCUCGCUCCUUGGUAUGAUCAACUACUAUGGAUCGUUUGUCGCGGAGAUGCGCCAGUUACGCGCACCGCUGGAUGCUUUGUUGAAGAAGAACGUUACGUUCAAGUGGAAUGAGGAAUGUGAAGCAGCCUUCAAUCGCGCCAAGAAAGUGCUUGCUUCAGACUUGCUCCUGACGCAUUUUGAUCCUUGUCUGGACAUAAUUGUAGCGUACAAUGUAUAA
This is a messenger RNA of Necator americanus (New World hookworm), 825 nucleotides long. RefSeq lists its product as uncharacterized. The transcript is spliced from 4 exons. Lineage: Eukaryota; Metazoa; Nematoda; Chromadorea; Rhabditida; Ancylostomatidae. Bases 1 to 825 code for a protein of 274 amino acids. The record is from RefSeq and is a predicted model, not a curated record.